Onychostoma macrolepis is the source of this 1816-nucleotide messenger RNA. It is a transcript of the gene zng1a, whose product is annotated as COBW domain containing. NCBI's taxonomy places the organism in Eukaryota, Metazoa, Chordata, Actinopteri, Cypriniformes, Cyprinidae. The record is from RefSeq and is a predicted model, not a curated record. The transcript has 16 exons. Bases 190 to 1290 code for a protein of 366 amino acids. Gene Ontology annotation, cellular component: cytoplasm.
UGUAACUUCAAGCCAAAGCGCAGCUCGGACCUUGAUUACAUACACACCAGCAUAUCGCUCAAUGAAGUAUUGCUCUUUUAUUACAAACUGGACGACAGAUCUCACUCUGCAGGUCAUGUUUUAAAGUAGUACUUCAUCUAAGAGCUCGUAUUUCGUAAAGUACUCUCAUUAGUUCAGAAGAGCUCAGUAAUGGAGGAAGAGGAUGAAUGUCCGGAGUUAGUUCCCAUCAAGGAGAAGGAAACCGGACCCACAGUUCAGAUACCGGUUACCAUCAUCACUGGAUACUUGGGUGCUGGAAAGACAACACUUUUGAACUACAUAUUAACAGAGCAACAUAAUAAACGAAUAGCUGUCAUUCUUAAUGAAUUUGGUGAAGGCAGUGCUCUGGAGAAGUCUUUAGCUGUCAGUCAGGCAGGAGAGCUGUAUGAGGAGUGGCUGGAGCUGAGGAACGGCUGCCUGUGCUGCUCUGUGAAAGACAAUGGUUUAAAAGCUAUUGAAAAUCUAAUGGAGAAGAAAGGAAAGUUUGACUACAUCCUUCUAGAGACGACUGGAUUGGCAGAUCCAGGAGCUGUUGCUUCCAUGUUUUGGGUUGAUGCAGAAUUAGGGAGUGAUGUCUAUCUGGACGGUAUUGUCACAGUUAUAGAUGCUAAAUAUGGGAUGCAGCAUCUAACAGAAGAGAAGCCAGAGGGUCUUAUCAAUGAAGCUGCAAGGCAGAUAGCUCUUGCUGAUCUGACCAUCAUCAAUAAAACUGAUCUAGUGAAUGAGAGUGAGCUGGUGGGGCUCAGAGAUACGGUGAGAUCAAUAAAUGGGCUUGUGAAGAUUUUGGAGACACGAAAAUCCAGGGUUGACCUGUCUCAAGUAUUAGAUUUACAUUCGUUUGAUAUCAACGAUGGUGUAAGGUUAGCUGAAAAGCUGCAGCUGGUGAAAACAAGCCAACCACAUCUAGACAAGAGUAUGCUGACUAUAACAUUUGAAGUUCCUGGCAGUGUGUCAGAAGACCUAUUAAAUAUAUUCAUUCAGAAUCUCUUAUGGGAGAAGACAUUUAAGAACAAAGCAGGCUUGCCAAUGGCAGUUAUCCGGUUAAAGGGGAUCCUCUCCAUCCAGCAGAAACAAAAGAAGGUGAUGUUGCAGGGGGUCCAUGAGCUUUAUGAGCUGGAUGAGACUCCAGAGUUCUGGGCAGAUCAGGAGCCAAGAAUCAACCGACUCGUCUUCAUAGGUCGAAACCUCGAUGGCGAGAUUCUGAAGAAAGAGUUUAUUUCAGCCAUGUCAAAUAAAGACUGCGUGGAGUAGAUGAUAUCUGACUGUGCACAGUCUACCAGGCCACGUAUACAAACCAUACAACACCAACAGUCUCAUCUCAUAAGACAUUUGUGAAAUCACUGGAAAAGACAGCUGUUUCUGUUUGCAACCCAGUUUUAAAAGAGUUUGUACCUGGGUUGCAAAUCCUGCAACAGCUUAAUAGGUGCUUAUCAUGCUCCAUAAUGUUUUGAAUAGAAAAAGCGUUCAAAUCUGACACUUAUUUCUCCUAAACAUGUACUAAAAAUCCUUUAAGCAUCUGUACGCCACAUUUCAAACCAGUAAAACUGAUAUUAACUGAAAUGUCUUAAAAUGUAAUUUAUUUUACAUUUCCAUAACCGUUUUCUCCAAAUAUGUAUCUGGAAAUGCAUUAUAGUUCUUCUAGUCUUUAUUUUAAGAUUAUGUCGUUAUUUAAACGAUUCAUUUGGGUGAUCAAUUACUAAUCAUUUUACAUAGACUUUUUAACAGUGUAAAGUGUAAAAUAGCAGUAACCGGUAAAAUAAAUAUAGUCUUUGAGUUA